UGUCAUCCAAAUUUUGGUUCACUGAUUUGCAAUUUACCACCGCCAAGCAUUGCAAAUGGCGAAAGUGAGGCAGCAAAAGUACUCCGAGCAAUGUAUGAUGGUUUGCGUGCCGAAGGACUGAAACCGAUCGAAGCAUUCACCAGUGCAAAAAUGGAACCAGUCACGCUAUAUGAGGUAAUUGGUGAAGGUGCAUUGCGUAUGAUUGUGUUGAAUCCAGAGAAAGGCUCCAAAGAGCUAACAUCUCUUGCAAAUGCACUAAAAACCGAUGAAAAUAUCGAAAAACAUGCGGCUGCAACAUCGCUUGCUUUACUUCUGGUUUGGCAUCCUGCAGACCAUACGAAACCGGUCACUCGUAUUCUUAUCACAGGUUCUUGUCCACUGGAAAAGCUGUAUGCAGCUUUGGAGAAAUUGAAAGGUGAAGAUUACUUGCGUGUGCCGGAAUUUACGCAUGCUAGCAAAGAAAAGCCACAUGGGAAUGUGGUGAAUUCACGUUUAUCGAUGGGAAAUCAUCUCACUAAAACAACUUUACGAAAAGCACCCUCUGCGAAUGGACCCGCUCCACGUAUCCCAGCAACUCGUGCCGCACCAGUACAAAACAAAGCUCCAGUCAAUGAGGCGCCAUUAAAAAAAGUUGUUAAGUAG
Messenger RNA from Gongylonema pulchrum, 642 nucleotides. The record is from the annotation of a GenBank genome assembly. Lineage: Eukaryota; Metazoa; Nematoda; Chromadorea; Rhabditida; Gongylonematidae.